This is a messenger RNA of Ziziphus jujuba (common jujube), 4155 nucleotides long. Its product is annotated as disease resistance protein RPM1. The record is from RefSeq and is a predicted model, not a curated record. NCBI's taxonomy places the organism in Eukaryota, Viridiplantae, Streptophyta, Magnoliopsida, Rosales, Rhamnaceae. Gene Ontology annotation, biological process: defense response to other organism. The coding region runs from base 1046 to 3811 and encodes 921 amino acids. The transcript is spliced from 2 exons. Gene Ontology annotation, molecular function: ADP binding.
GACAACGACCAACAUAAUAAUAAAAACAAAAUAAAAAGUCAACAUAACGACACAAAAUUUUUAAGUGGAAACUUUCACAAUAAAAUAAAAAAAUCAUAAGACCUAGUCUAAAGUAAACAUCCACCGUCAACAAAAUAAUAAAGUACAAUAAAUAUUUAUUAAAUUGGCAGAUUUAAAUAUCAUCCACAUUCUGAAAAAAAUAAAAAAUAUAUUUAAAUAUCCAGUAGUGUAUAAUUAUUAUAUGAAAAAGAUCUACUCUCGGACUCACUGUGGAGCUCAAGUAGCAGAGUUUCCACAUCCCAGUCUGUGCGUGCUCGGGACCGAGUCCUGGGGAAGGGGAGCCUUGGGCCCAGCCACGCUAGGAAAAAAAAAAAAAGAUCUACUCUCUUUUUUCUCCUCUUUAACAAAUCGACAAAAAUGUACUGCUUUUUCUCCCUCCUCUCUUUUUGUCUUUUUUCUUUCUCCUUUCUUUUUCUUCUUUUCUUCAUCUCUUCCCAAAGCUCAUUCUUUCCUCUUGCUUAAGAAAAGCUUCCACUCUUGCCCUUACUCUCUUCUUGGCUGCAAGCUUCACUUUGAAUGAUGUCCUUACUCCACCAAAGUACUCCUAUUUACAGGGAAAAGAAAUGAGUUGAGCUUGGUUCCUUUUCCAGCACGUAGGAGGCUUUAGGACCACAUGCUUUUUGUGGGUUUGGUUCCAACACUUUGCCACAACAAAACAAGGAAUAUAAGCAGCCACCACUGACUUUUUCCUUUUUUCUUUUUUCUUUGUGGUCGAAAAUACUUGUAUUGGAUAAGCAGCCACCACUGACUUUUUCCUUUUUUCUUUUUUCUUUGUGGUCGAAAAUACUUGUAUUGGAUAAGCAGCCACCACUGACUUUUUCCUUUUUUCUUUUUUCUUUGUGGUCGAAAAUACUUGUAUUGGCCUCCAAAAUCAUCAUCCAAAAAACAUAUUGGAUUGUUGAGGUUGCAAUUGCCAAAGAGAAACAGAGAUCUGAAACAUUGCAAUUGCCGGAGAGAAACAGAGUACAGAUAGAGAAAGAGAGAAAUGGAUAUAGUGACUUGUGCAUUAGCAGCUGGGCAAACAGUAACGGCGUUAGCAACUCUGACGCUACAACUUCUUAAUCACGAUGGAAGUAACAAUUCCGGAUAUGCUACAAGAAGAGAUGCAAGGGAAGCUGUUAAUGAACUUAUGAGAUGGCUUUAUAAAUUCCAAGCCUUUCUUGGUGACAAACAGAGAGACAAUGAUAGCAGCCGUGUGUCUCAAGAUUUUGUAAACCAGAUUCGAGAUUUUACGUUCGAUAUCGAAGAUGCUUUCGAUGAAUUCAUGUUUAAUGUGCCUCAUCACACCCACACCACAACAACUCUUAGGUUUGCACAUGAAUGGAAAUAUCAUGUACGGAGUGAAUUGAAGAAGUUGUGUUCCUGCAGAGAUGACAUUAGAAACAGGAUACAGAGCCAGAAUGAACUGAAGCGCCUACUAAACCAGGUUCGACCAGGUCAGGAAGCCAGUUCCAGUUCACAAGAGACUACGUUGACACAUAACAUUGUUGAAGAGGAGGGGAUGGUGGACUUUCAGAGUAGACACCAGGAUAGACUUGUGAGUCAGUUGACAAACACAGACCAACAACGGGCAACAAUUCUAGUGGUUGGUCCUGGUGGAUCGGGUAAGACCUUUCUAGCCAAGAACGUUUAUCAAGAUAAACAGGUUCAAGGUAAGUUUGAUUGCCAUGCUUGGAUCCAUGUUUCGCAGUCUUAUAAUGUGGAAACACUUAAGGAGGACAUGUUUAAACAACUCUCUCCAAGAAACAGUACUGAACAUACAUCUUUGUAUUACAAAAGGUAUCUGGUUGUUUUAGAUGAGGUUUGGAGAAAAGAAGAUUUUAAUGCUUUCGCGAAUGCGUUGCCACGUAAUUCCAAAGGCAGUAGAAUUAUUGUCACAACUCAGAAAAUUGAUGUAGCUGACCCAAACCAGUCCAAUAUUCAUAGAAUGGGCAAACUACACCCAGACGAAGCUUGGAAUCUAUUCUGCAUGAAGGCUUUUCGAGACAGAAAUGGAGUUUGUCCAGACGAGUUGCAGUCUUCUUCUUUGGAAAUCGUAGAGAGGUGUGAAGGGCUGCCUCUUGCUAUUGCUUUCGUUGGUACUUCGCUAUCAAAGAAGCAGCCUGUUCUACAUGAGUGGAAUAGAUUCUGCAAAAGCCUUGAUUUUGGGACAAAUCUUUCAGUUAUGAGACGGAUUCUACAGCCAAGCUUUGAGGAUCUUCAAGAUAAUCACAAGAGUUGUUUAUUGUACCUGAGUCUUUUUCCAAAAGGUUACUCCAUCAAGCGUCAGAGGCUAAUUCGUUCGUGGAUAGCCGAGGGAUUUGUGAAAAAAAUAGGAGGACAAACAUUGGAAGAUAUUGCAGAAACCUAUCUGAAUAUUCUCAUUGAAAGACAUUUGGUACAAGUAAGCGAGCAGGAGAUUGACGGCCAAGUUAGAAGUUGCAGAGUUUCCAACCCUAUCCAUGAGAUUCUUGUUUCAAUGUCUAGGGGAGGGAGUUUUUCCAAAGUUCUGGAAUUCAACGACGAUGAUACAGAUUCAAGUGAAAGAGUUCGACGCCUUUCGUUUCAAAACGGUAUUACCAAAUUCAGAUGCAACAAAAACUGGAGUAAAGUUCGUUCAUGUUUCAUCUUUGGGCAGCAGGAUGAUGCAGAUAAUUCAUCAAGUUCUCGUCGCUCUCUCAUAGUUAGAACGUUCAGAAAAUCUUCAAGUUCUGGAACGGCUGGUAAUUCAUUGAAAACUGUAAUUGAGAACUUUGAAUUGCUAAAGGUUCUAGAUAUGCAAGAUACUCCUCUCAAGGACUUCUCUAAAACUGUAGGCAAACUUGUUCUCUUAAGGUGUUUAAACCUGAGUUAUACACAAGUUCAGGAAGUUCCAGGGUCAAUAGAGAAUCUUGUAUUUUUGGAAACCUUGAAUCUAAAGCACACCCAUGUUACCAAUUUGCCUAAGGGGAUUUACGAACUCCACAGAUUGCGUCAUCUUCUGGUCUCUUACCGUGAUGACGGGGAGGAACAAGGAGUGGAGGUUUCUAAACGCAUAAGAGGCUUAUCUUCUUUACAAGAGUUGUCACUCAUAAAGGUAAACAAGUCAAGAACUAUAAAAGACAUGGGACAUUUGACGCAGUUGAGGAAAUUGAGGCUGGUAGGUCUCACAAAAGAACUCGGUGAGGAGUUCUGUGAAUCAAUUCAGAAAAUGAAGGGUCUCCGGACAUUGGAUGCUAGAGCUAAAACAGAGAAGGAUUACGUUUAUUCGGAUUGCAAUAUGGAAAAACCUCCUGUAGAAAUUCAUCGGCUAUAUUUGAAAGGACGCCUAGAUUUGCUUCCGAGGUUCAUUAAUUCAAAGCUUCAAAAUCUAGUGAAGGUUGGUCUAAAGGGGUCAAAAUUGCCCGCCAAUGCGAUGCCAGUUCAGCCCUUUGAAGCUUUGCCGAGUCUAAUGGAGCUGGAAAUGGUUGAGUACUACACGGGGGAAGAGUUGGUAUUCAGAGCUGGUAAGUUCAAUAGCCUGAAGAUACUGCAUAUUGAAGAAUUUGUUGAGCUAAGUAUGGUGGUAGUGGAGGAUGAUUCAAUGCCAAAGCUUGAAAAACUAACCAUCUGUAAAUGUAAGAACUUGAAGUCAGCUUCUCCUGACAUUUUUAGUCGAGAACCACCAGUAGAAUUUUCCCAUGAUGAGAUGAAUGAGGAGUUUAUUUCCAAUCUACAAAGAGGAAAAAAAAGCAAGAAUUUUGAUGAGCAGGGCUUGGAACCAGGGAUUGGAAGCAGCCAGUACCAUCAGUGAUGCAUGCAAAAUCCUUUUUAUUUCCAAACAGGAUCGCUACAAUGUAAAGAGCAGGAGCAAUAUACUUGGUGAAGGAUAUGGUUUCGUAUAUUGUGACGGAAGAAUAUGAAGAAGAUGAAACUGGAGGUGCUUUGAAGGGGAGGAGGGCCUUUCUCAGAGUCAGAGUCCAGCAUUCAAUCUUUACCAUCAAAGCCAAUUGAAUGGUUCCUUUGUGUAAUGGAUCUAAUUGUAUUAUGUUUCAUUUAUUUUUAUCGUUCUUAUGUUCAGAGUGAAAGAUAAUGAUUGUUUGAACUUUGUCGUAUGAAUGUUUUUAUUUGCAGUCAAUAAAAGUCUUUUUUUUUUUU